ACUUGUCAACCUCAAAAUUUUAAGAGGUUGGUCCGUGAUUGUCAACUUGGCGGACAGAUUGUGCUGCAAGUGUCAAAGAGUCAUGCAUCAUAUGUUCAGUACGUGGCGAAAAAAGAUUUUAAUAAGUGAUAACUUAAAAUUUUAUUGAAGUAACACGAAGACUAUAACCUAUAGCGCUCGUGCUUAAAGUACAAAUUUAUAGCAAAGUAGUUUUAUGUGUGAAAAUUUACAAUGUCUAAAAGAAGUCAACCUAGUUGGUCCCCACCGGUUAAAUCUGGGAAGAAGCCGGUACUAAAGCUUUACAACAGUUUGACUAGGCAAAAGGAAGAAUUUGUGUGCGACAAUGGCAAUCGUAUCAACUGGUACAGCUGCGGUCCUACGGUAUACGACGCUUCCCAUAUGGGCCAUGCCAGAUCAUACAUAUCUUUUGAUAUACUGAGACGAGUUAUGGCCAACUACUUUGGCUACGACAUACUCUAUGUUAUGAACAUAACAGAUAUAGAUGACAAAAUCAUAAAGAGAGCGAGGCAGCAUCAUUUGUUUGAGAAAUAUGUUGAAGAGAAGAAAAGUCUGACCUGUAUUAUAGAUGAUGCAACAACAGUAGUGAAUUACUAUGAAACAAUUGUUAAAGAAGCUACCGACCCUGAUAAAAAGAAUGCCAUGCAAAAGACGUUAGACUGCAUUGCAUCAGCAGUUAAAAACUUAAAAGCAGCUGUGGAAAGCAAUGACGAUGCAACAAUCACAAAUGCAAAGUGUGAGCUAUUACAGUCCGCAAAGGGUCCAAUAUCGGAAUGGCUUGACAGUCAAUAUGGGGCCACAGUCACGGACAAUGCUAUAUUCACAGCACUGCCUAGGUAUUGGGAAAAUGAAUUCCAUAAAGAUAUGAAAGCAUUAAAUGUAUUACCGCCAGACGUAUUAACAAGAGUAAGUGAAUAUGUACCACAAAUAAUAAAGUUUAUUGAAAAGAUAAUAGAUAAUGGUCUCGCGUAUGAGUCAAAUGGCUCAGUGUACUUCAGUGUGAGUGAGUUUGAUAAGAAUGACAAACACUAUUAUGCAAGAUUAGUGCCCGAAGCUUAUGGAGAUACAAAGUCAUUACAAGAGGGAGAAGGUGAUCUAACAGACGACACAAGCGAGAAACGAUCUCCGAAUGACUUUGCUCUAUGGAAGCGGAGUAAAGCGGGUGAACCUUCGUGGUCGUCGCCCUGGGGAGCGGGCAGGCCGGGCUGGCACAUCGAGUGCUCCGCUAUGGCGUCCGACGUAUUUGGUAGCAAGUUGGACAUACACACGGGCGGUGUCGACCUCAAGUUCCCCCAUCAUGAUAAUGAGCUUGCUCAGAGUGAGGCUCACUUCGACCAGCCAGGCUGGGUGAACUACUUCCUCCACACUGGCCACCUCACGAUAGCUGGCUGCAAGAUGUCCAAGUCCCUGAAGAAUUUCGUCACGAUAUCGGAAGCGUUGCGCCGUCAUACUGCGAGGCAGCUCAGGAUCGGGUUCCUCAUGCACGGCUGGAAGGAAACACUCGACUAUUCUGAUAACACCAUGGAUAUGGCGAUACAGAUGGAGAAACUGUUCAAUGAAUUCUUCUUGACGGUGAAAGACGCGUUACGUAGUGGGUACGACGAGGGUUGCGGCGGAGUGUGGGACGAGCAGGAACAACAACUCUCCAACAAACUCACCGCUGCCAAGGAACAAGUACACGCCGCACUUUGUGACAACAUAGACACGCGCAGCGCGCUGGAUGCCCUGCGCGAGCUGGUGGGCGCGGCGCACGUGUACCUGCGGCAGACCGCGCCGCGACCCUCGCCGCUGCUGGCCGCCGCCGCGCGGUACGUCACCGACAUCCUGCACGUCUUCGGCGCCGUCGAGGGGCCGCGGGGAGGCAUCGGCUUCCCUGUCUCGGAUGGGAAUAAUGUUAACUUGGAAGACACAGUGAUGCCGUACCUGGAGGCGCUGAGUAAGUUCCGCAGCAGUGUCCGUGACGCGGCGCGCGCUGCGCAGGCGCCGGCCGUGCUCGCGCUCUGUGACAGGCUCCGGGACCACGACCUGCCCGAACUUGGAGUCAGGCUCGAGGACAAACCGGAUCGCACAGUAGUCAAGCUAGUGAGUAAAGAGGAAAUAAUGAAAGAGCGAGAAGAAAAAGCGAGAGUCGAAGCAGAGAAACAAAGGAAGAAGCAAGAGUUACUGGAAGCACAGCGCGCUAAAGAGGAACUCAAGAAGAUACCGCCCGGAGAACUGUUCAAACGGGAGACAGACAAGUAUUCCCAGUUUGAUGAUAAAGGUCUACCAACACACGAUCACGAAGGCAAGGAGCUCAGUAAAGGGCUUGUGAAGAAGCUGCAGAAAUUACAGCAAGCGCAGGAGAAGAAAUACAACGAGUACUUAGCGUCCAUCAACUCUUGCUGACCAAGUGCAUAGCCAUAGCUAUAGUUACAUCAUCAAUAUAUUCAAAUAAGUAAAUUUUAACAAACAGCAAAAUUUAUCAAUAUAAACCGAAAUAUCUCUCACGCUUUACAAACGACUCUUGGAUCAUAGAAAAUUUUAAACAUGCUGCUACCCAUCUUUCAUAGACUGGUGACAAAUUUAAGACAGUCCUGAGUUCAAUAAAAUGUAAUCAUCAUCUGCUAAUAUGUCUAUUCAUGCAGUGAGAGUAAAGAUUUAUUAAAAUGAUCCGAAAAAUCACCGACAUGAUUGUAUGUGCACAAAUAACUUCCAUCGCUUGCAAGUAAAUUCUACUCAUAACACUUGCGGCUAGUGUUGUAUGAUAGUAUUAAAUUAGGUCAAUUGAAUAAAAUAAAACACAAAUUACUGUUGCCUUUGCUGUACAUACUUUAUAGGAUAUAAUACUCUAAAUUAAAUAAAAAAAUAUUGAGGUGGUGUGUCAGUCUUUUUUAAAUUAUUUUCGUAAAUGUAACUGGGAUAAGUAAGUUUAGUUGAAUGGUAUAUAAAAUAGUAUUUUGUAUUUCUCCUUUCAUGUUUAUAGCUAUUUUGUCAUUUUACCUUUAAAUAUUUCUCAUGCAUCAAUGGAAUUGAGUACAUUCCGAGAGAGUGUAUAAAUGUUUCAGUGUUUUAUUAAUUUAUAAUAAAGUUAUGCUUCUAUCGCUUAAUCUUAGUAACAUUAUAUGCAGCGUGGGUUUAGUUAAAUAUGUUUAUUUGUAUCCGUUUAACUGCGAGUUUUGUGUGAUUGUAAUGAAGGUUUCGUGUUUUGGUCACUAAUGGCGCCACUGUAGAAAACAAUCUGCUAUAAUAGGCUAUUCUCUAGCUGUCAAUUUGAAAUAUCGAAGUGAACUCGUUUGCAUUCUCGUCCGUCAUUGGUUGAGAUUAUUCUACCAAUCAAUUACACGGUGGACCGCGAUCGAGUUCACUUUGAACUUUCGAAUUGAAAGUUGAACAAAAACACAGUAAAUCUUCACUACCUAAAAUAUAUUGUGCAUUUUAACAACAAUGAUACCCGUAUUACUUUAUUAAAUAGUUGUUUUUUUUUACAUUUUUAUUUUAAUAAUUAGAUGAUUAAAUAAAAUAUAAAAAAAUUAAAAUAUAAAUAAAAGUACAUUUUAUUUAAUCAUUUCAUUUUAAAUGCAUUCAGAAAAAAAAGUAUGAAAUUAAAAAUAUAUACUUGCAAACUCGAUGUUAUUAAGCAAUCAUUGUUUCAGUAUUAAGGCUUUGUAAAUUAAUACAUAAUACAUACAACGCAUAUUUAUUUUCUUUUUCAUAUUCCGUUACAUUUUGUUGCAAUAAAAACUUGUAGCAUUCUUACUAA
Messenger RNA from Spodoptera frugiperda (fall armyworm), 3757 nucleotides. It is a transcript of the gene CysRS, whose product is annotated as cysteine--tRNA ligase, cytoplasmic. The record is from RefSeq and is a predicted model, not a curated record. Bases 232 to 2403 code for a protein of 723 amino acids. Gene Ontology annotation, molecular function: ATP binding; cysteine-tRNA ligase activity. Gene Ontology annotation, cellular component: cytoplasm. The transcript is spliced from 11 exons. Gene Ontology annotation, biological process: cysteinyl-tRNA aminoacylation. Lineage: Eukaryota; Metazoa; Arthropoda; Insecta; Lepidoptera; Noctuidae.